UGUAAGGGUAUUUGUUGUCAUGAAAAUAUGGCCGACGAGGAGGAACAGGAACCAAAUGAAACGUCAGAGAAUGUCGAAUUCCAAACCGAGCGCUCGGUCAGACAAGCCAAAAAGAAUGCAAGACUUACUCAAAUUAUCCUCAAGAAUGAAAGAAAUGCCACAACAAGACUUGUUUCUGGAAUUUUAAAGAAAGCAGCAAAUGAACGAACAACAGAUGAAAUAGAUAUUUUAGCGAAAUCUCCAGAACUAACAUUAAGAUUACAGAAAUUAGCAAAGAAAAGAGAUGCAGCAAAAUCAAGACAUCUUGAGGUUGAGGAUCCAGAGGAUGAGUUACAGUACAAGUGCCAACAACUUGCUGAAGCCAUUAGAACCUCAAACAGUGUAGUUGUUUACACAGGUGCUGGAAUAAGCACUGCUGCCUCCAUUCCUGACUACAGAGGACCAAAUGGGGUAUGGACAUUGCUACAGAAAGGACAGCAGCCAGAAGCCCAAGACCUAAGUGAUGCUGAGCCUACUAUCACCCAUAUGUGCAUUACCCAACUUUACAGAAAUGGCCAUGUAAAGCAUGUUGUCUCCCAAAACUGUGAUGGCCUCCAUCUGCGUAGUGGAUUUCCCAGGAAAUUCCUAUCAGAGGUGCAUGGAAACAUGUAUAUUGAGGUAUGCAAUCACUGUAAGCCUCAAUCUGAGUAUAUUCGUCUGUUUGACGUCACUGAGAAAACAGGAGUUAGACGACACAGCACUGAUCGGUCAUGCCACAGCUGCGGGAAACCAUUGAAGGACACCAUUGUUCAUUUCGGGGAAAAGGGUGGGCUGAAAUCUCCAUAUAGGUGGAAGGAGGCUGCAAAAGCUGCCAAUAACUGUGAUAUUAUUCUUUGUCUGGGAACCAGUUUAAAAAUCUUAAAGAAGUAUCCAUGUUUGUGGUGUAUGGAUAGGAGACUUCAAAAACGACCUAAACUGUACAUAGUGAAUCUCCAGUGGACUCCUAAAGACGACACAGCAACUCUAAAAAUAAAUGGUCGCUGUGAUGAUGUCAUGAGAAGAAUUUUUGAGAUACUUCGAAUACCUCUCCCAUCAUACAACAGAGUGGAAGAUCCUAUUUUCACCGCGUACUCACCUCUCCGAAGAAAUGAAAAACUUUCUACUUCAAAGAAAAUACUCAAAGUACCAAUUAUCAUUCAAAGGAGGAAGAACAGACGGCCGCAGAAAAAGGAAAUGAACACUGUUGAUGUGCCAAAAGAAGAACCACUGAAGCAGGAAAUGUCUGUUGACCCAGUGACCCCUGUUGACCCUUUGACCGUGAACUGCACAGUGACAAGAACAGGUCAUGUCCAACAACCCAUGUCCCCUGCAGGCUCUGGGACCAGACCUUCCCCGUUACUUAACCCCAACAACUACUUGUUCCCUCCUACCCCUCCUUUCAUGAAUGGAACUAGUCAACUACCAUUCAUGCAACAGGUUUUUAAUAUCAAUGCACUAUUACUUGCCGCAAAUCUUCAACGUAUGUCUGGUCAAUUUUCAAGCAGUGCUUGUGAGAAGUGUAGGAUGAGACUAGAUCCUAAUUGUCAGUGUGCUAGAACUUUGCCUCAGGGACUUGGAGGACCCUUUCCAAGAUUUCCUCCCUUUCUUCCAUUCCUGCCACAACCGGCAUUGCUGGAUCAAUUCAGGAUGGGCAUGCCAUCUGUCUUGCCCCUGUGGCAUCCUCCUCCUCAGGGAAUGUAUCAGACUCCUUCUACAAGUAGUAGUACUUGUAGCACACCCUCUUAUAGGGUGCAGACUGUGCUAAAUGACCAUUGCUACCUCAACAAAGCUCAAAUGCAAAAAUUGUCUCCUCAAAGUAACGCAUCAUCUGCACCUGUCUCACCCAUACAUUCACCGAAACAGAACAAAGUCAAGCAAACCAAGUCUUCCUGCAACGAGAAAUUAAACCUCAGGAGCAAGGUGUUGGAAUCCCCCAAGUCUUCCCUCAAACAAAGUCGGACUUAUACUUCUUCGGUGAGGUUUUCUUUAGAGAGUCCUAGUUCCAGUGAAGAGGAUGAAAAAGACUGUCUUCGGCUGGACUUGUCAGAUCCAGGCAUCAAAAGGGAAAAUUCUGACUCGCCACUAGAUAAAGAGGACCUAAGCGAUGACAAAUCAAAAAUUGCUGUGAUAGCAAACGACAACUUGACCUUGGGUAGAUCCGUUUCUGAACAAAUCCUCAACAAUAAGACUGACGGUGAGGAACCAGAGGUUCCAAGUCGGAAACGCAAAAUUGUAAGAAGUACCUCAGUACCAGGAUGGUUCGGAAAGGGUCUGAAUUUAAAAAAGAAAAGAAGAUUUUAAGCAGUGGAGCUGUUAUUAGUCAAGUGAACAUUUUUUAAUGUUUUGCAUUUUUUGAUUGAAUUUUGUUUUUUUGUCAGCUACUAUACAUUUCAUGCAGGUGCAAUAUUUCCCCCCUUUCAAAAAUGAAGUAUAUUUUUGCUUAUCACUCUGGGUAAUUUGGAUAUUUCACAACAUGAUCUCAUGAUAAUUUUUUGGUAUGAAGACUGAUGUUCUUGGACUUAGUCAAUCAAGAGAAGAAGAUAUUUAUGUACCAUUUUGUAUGCAUGCAUUGUACUUUUGACCUUUUUUUCAUGUACAUUUUCUUUCUUGUUGUAGAUGUAUUUAAACAAAUUUGUUGCUUUUGUAGUGAAAUUUUUGAAUGGUUUUGGGUCACACUGGCAUUUUUUUCCUGUGUGCACGGUGGUAUUUAAAUAGGCCAAUUCAGCAGAUGCUGGGUUUUUCACUUAACCUUUUGAAAUUACUGGAUUCGCUACUAAUGACGAGUUUGUGUUAUAAAAUCCUCAACAGAAAUACACUUUAAACCUUUUGCACAACUAAAUUGUAGUUCUGAAAAAUUAUCCUCAAGUGCUGUUUACUAUAUAACUAUAUAAUCUUAAAAAUCUAUGUACUGAUAUUUAAAUAUGUACACAUCCAAAUCAUUCCAGUCUUAAAUUCAAAGAUACAGGUACGUGUAGUUUAUUUUGAUUUCACAUAUUAUUUUCACAUAUCAUUUAAAGGCCUGAGUGAGUCUAGCUCACUUGAAAGUCAGGUGAGCUUUUUUGAAUAGAAUCUAUUCAUUUGUUGGUUUUCAACAAUAAUUCUUUUAUUUUUGAAGUGAAUGUUGGAGGGGUGAUAAAGAAAUACAGUGUAUUUCUUCAUUUCCCAGAACCAUACAUACUUUAAAGCAAUAUGAGCUGUAUUUUUUAGAAUUUUAUUUUGAUGCAAAAACCUGCUAGUAUGAUAAGUCUGGAUAUAACUUAAACUUUUAUGAUAAAUAAGGUUUGAAAAAAAAAUCAUUAAUUUUUGUCAAAGGAAAUAUUUUUCUUCUAAGGAAUAUAUAGCAAAUCAAUUUUUGUACAGGACGACAGUAAUUCAAUUUUGCUCCAAAUAAGGCUUCUUAACGGCCUUUUCCACAAAAAUAUGGCGAACAGAAACUUUAAAACCAUGAUAUUUUUGUCACUUUAGUAGAAAAUAACAUUUAAGUAAAAAAAAAAAUUUAACAUGAAAAAUGCAGUUCAUAUUGUUUUAAAUCAGUAUUUGAAUUUAUAGAGCUGAAUUUUUAAUUUGAAAAAAUAUAUUUUUGUCUCUUGAUCAAAGCUACCUUUUUGUUUAAACUCUGAAAUGAUACAAAACUUUCGUAGAUUUUUUUUUUCAAUUAAAAGUAAACCUUUCAAUAUCUUAUUGAAUAUUUCUAAAGACAUAGAAACUUGUUUAUUGUUUUGGCAAUUAAAAACAAUAAAUAAAUCAAAAUUUCUACCUAGGAACUCCUAGAAAAAUUCAUUGUUCUGUGUGUUUCAUCAUUAAUAAUAGGAAUUUGCAAAUCAAAGCUUUUCCCAAAUGCACAAAAAGAGAGCGUAAGUAUUUGAUGCAAGGUUGGCAUGCAUAUAAGUUGUCCUUUGGCCAGUAGAACAAAUUUGUAUACUAUACGUAUUUUCACUUUUACUUUUUGUCCAGUUGAAGGAGUGUGUAGUGUCUUUUAUUCUGUGUCAAGUAAUGUUUAUGGGUGACAGACAUCACAAAUCAUGAUUUAAUUUAAUAAUGAUGAGUUUUGUUGACUUUUAAUUUUUGGAAAUAGAAAUUAAAAAAAAAAACCUCGAGUAUGGUC
Messenger RNA from Magallana angulata, 4123 nucleotides. RefSeq lists its product as uncharacterized. Gene Ontology annotation, molecular function: NAD+ binding. The record is from RefSeq and is a predicted model, not a curated record. Bases 28 to 2319 code for a protein of 763 amino acids. The transcript is spliced from 10 exons. Lineage: Eukaryota; Metazoa; Mollusca; Bivalvia; Ostreida; Ostreidae.